Somion occarium is the source of this 966-nucleotide messenger RNA. Lineage: Eukaryota; Fungi; Basidiomycota; Agaricomycetes; Polyporales; Cerrenaceae. The record is from the annotation of a GenBank genome assembly.
ACCUUUAAAGCAGUUCUAUAGGAUCCACCUCAAACAAGCAACCUGUCCACUUCCGACGAGAUACUUUACGUUUGAAGGUGACCUUUCCACAUACGAUUGUUGCCCUCGAGCUGAUCUCAAUGUCCAUUGCCACAGCUAAGCAGCUCUAUAUGUCAGACGAAGUAGAAAAUGAUGCACGCAUCUAUCGGAUGAGAUUCGCGGGAUUACAAGGGCUGGAACGUCUAGACGACACCAACGAGGCGGUGAAACCAGGGGCAAGAUAUGUAUACGGAAUGGCUGCUACCAUCCAGUGGCUCGAGGAAUUCGGACACACCCUUCGCGACAUCAUCACCCCAGGCCGAUACCCACAAAUAGAGGAUAUAAUCGACUACAUCAUGUCGAAGGCCGGAGACGGUGUAGUGUGUUCUGGUCACAUAGUAGAGUGUAUUCCCCGUGCCAAAGUGAGAGUCGGAAGGGAGGAGACUCGAGCGGACGAUCUUUUUGGGGCAUGGGUUCUUUGCAUUGGGAUGAAUAAGGACGCGCAGUCGAUGAGGUGGACGCAGGAUAGGGCCAAGAUUGAGGCCCUUGAGAAUGCCUUCAGCGGUGUGAAUCAAGAUCAUAUUAAACUGGCUUGGUUCCUUCCUAGCGACCGCCUCCAGCAUAUUUCUUGAUUUAUUCCACUUGGGUGACCUGUGCGGUUGAUAGUACAAGAUUUCAGUUUGGUUAUCUUCAGGUUGUUUUCUAACCGAUCUUUACAUCGCGGUCAAUAACGGUUCCGGUAGCACAGACAUUGAACGGUGUUCAGUACUAGUGUUCCUGACUAGUCACUAGUUAUAGGGAGAGACAUACUUGCUAUAGGAUAUAUUCUAUGUCCCUGAACCAGUGUCCGAAACACGGAGUAGGUAACAAUGGAUAGUAAGUUGGUAAACUUUGCGACAGAAGUACUGUAGUACGAUUAUAGUGUUCUCUAAAGAAGGCCUAUAAGCU